Molecule: messenger RNA, 1433 nt
Organism: Momordica charantia (bitter melon)
Lineage: Eukaryota; Viridiplantae; Streptophyta; Magnoliopsida; Cucurbitales; Cucurbitaceae
Source: RefSeq, a predicted model, not a curated record
GCCCUCCGCUGAUGCAACCACCAUUGUCGACGUCAAGAAACCCAUUACAAUCCUUUGCGCCGAGCUUUUGUUGUACAAAGUCAAUAGCUCAACCAUGGAUGUUGAAUCCCUAAGGAAAUUUCCCAACUCUUUCCUUUACUUCGUUUAAACCCACGGAAAUUGUUCGCGGUCUGUUCUGUUAAUUUCUUCGUCUAUAUAAAGCCAUGGAAAUUCAGUUAUGCCCUACAAAUCUUUCCUAUCUUUCUCUCUUAGCCACACUGUUUGUUCCCUUUUUGCCGAUCACGGCUCGAAUACCCGAAUCCGUUGACAGUUCCAAUUUCCACAUCCAUGAAGCUCAGAGUACUGAAGAGGGAUUUUGAGGAGUUGAAGCUUCUUGCUGAGAAGCAAGAACCAAUACUGCGUUUUUAUGAGAGUAGAGCCCAGAACAUAACUAUGGGCUACCUCAUCUGGGAGCGUUUCUUCUUCUUUGCUCUCUCCCAGACUUCGUCGCCCCUCAAAUGUAUUGAUUGGCGGGUGGUUUUGGGGUUGAGUCUUGUGUGUAGCUUCGUGUACUUUUUGCUUUUUCUGGAGGCUGUCACCAUGUUGUACCGGACCCAGAACCAGAUGGACAUGAUUUGCAAGGAACAGAGCGAUAUCUGCCAACAGAUUUUGGAUGCUGGAAACCAAGAUGAUGGGGGUUCAGCGAUGGAGGCUGGAGAUUUGAGUGAUGGGGUUGCGUUCAAUUUCAGUUUCCACAUGAGGACGACACUCAACUAUGAUUAUUCGUUCAGAAUUUUCCAGAAGAAAGUUUACAUCUCCGCCAUUAUCUCUUCUCUGGUUGCUGUUACUGCCCUUGAACUAUACGCCUGAUAAAGGUCCAGUUCAAAGUCCCGUAUGAUAAAUGAGUUCCAGAGGAUGUCGAGGAGCUUAUGACAUUCACCAGUAAUGGUUGUUUGCUGUAAUUUCAAGUUGGAUAGCGUAUCCCUCCUCUGGGACCAUCAUCCUAGUACUUGAAGAACUCAACCUCCAACAUAGGAAGAAAUAUUUAAGCCCAAGCUCAAGAUCCAAGCAAGUUCCAAGCCUACUUGACCAUUCAAGCUUGAAAGUCCUAUUCAAGAAGAGGCUUUGCUUUACAAGAGACACCAUAAGGAAGGUGGAACAUGCAAGAAGCAACGAAGAUUAAGCGGAGACUAGAGAUGUAAGCUUUACGAGGAAAUGACCGAGCUCAUACAUGUAUAAUGAGAGCCCCAUGAAAUUUAACUUUGCAUUCAUUUCUAGGAAGAUCUUGAAGGUCUUUCCAUCACUUGUUACUAUUUGAUUACAUCAGGAUGGAUCCUUGGAUACAUGAUUUUCAUGCUCAUGCCAUUUUACUAUUUUACCCCAACUUUGACGUAUAUAUAUUUAUUACUGUGAGUUGGAGUUAUGCUCCCUCAUGAGACAUCAGAGGUUUUUCA